AUGGAUUAUGAUGAUAAAGACGAAAACCAGUUUCACUGGAUAGCGUUCACGGAUGGAUCAAAACAAGUUGAUGGAGUGGGAGCAGGUGUAUAUAUAAAAAAACAGGGUACUAACACCACCAGUUACCAAGCCAGCCUAAAGCUUGCAAAAUAUUGCUCAAACGGCCAAGCGGAGAUUUGGGCAAUUUACUAUGCAUUAAAACACAUAAAUGGAAACCUCGAUAAAUACAAAGGAAACAUUAAAAUCUAUGUUGACAGCAGAAUGGCACUGCAUACAUUAAAGAAAAACAGAAACAUCACCAUGCUGGGCAGUGAAAUGAUUAAAGAAGCCCAAAAGGUAGCAAACAACAGAACUAUAAAAUUCAAUUGGAUCCCGGCACACAGAGGCAAGGAGGGUAAUGAGACCGCAGACCUCCUGGCAAAAAAGGCAUGUCACCAUAAUACAAACAUCACGUAUAAAAGACUACCGAACUCUGCACUCAAUCAUCACCUAAGACAAUGGGAAAUAGAAAAAUGGCAGAGCGAAUGGAACCAAUCGAGCACCGGAAGACAUUGCUUCAGUUAUAUACCAUACAUAAAGGAUAGGUUAAAAAAUAAGCAUUUUAGGAUAAGGCACGAAACCACCCAAGUAUUAACGAAUCACGGCAAAUUCUCUGCCUAUUUGCACAGGAUUAAAAAAACAGAUAAUGGAAAGUGCCAUUGUGAUGGAGUCAGCGAAGGGGACGCAAACCACUACAUCUAUGAUUGUAACAUCUACGACCAAUUCAGAUAUCCAUUAUAUAGAGAAUGCAUAACACAAGGAGUUGGAUGGAGACCCCAAGCAAAUGAAAUAUUUAACAGAAAGGAAAUCUGGGAACAACUAGAAAAUUUUGUCAGGAAAACUAAAGCACUGCUACCUGACUAUCACUACAACAUGGAAACUCAAGGUACUAAUUCGGAUCUCAACAAUGACACUCCGGAGGAAUCGGACUCACAAAGGAGUGAGAUCUUUAGCAGUGAUAGUGAGGACAGCGACUACGACUUAUAUUAG
Messenger RNA from Centruroides sculpturatus (bark scorpion), 1029 nucleotides. RefSeq lists its product as uncharacterized. Gene Ontology annotation, biological process: DNA replication, removal of RNA primer. Lineage: Eukaryota; Metazoa; Arthropoda; Arachnida; Scorpiones; Buthidae. The transcript has a single exon. Gene Ontology annotation, molecular function: RNA-DNA hybrid ribonuclease activity; nucleic acid binding. The record is from RefSeq and is a predicted model, not a curated record. Bases 1 to 1029 code for a protein of 342 amino acids.